AUGGCCACCAUGUUUGCUUUCGUGACAGGCUAUGCCGACGUCAUCAGCAUGCUGCGGUACAAAUGUUUUUCCAGCAUGAUGACGGGGAAUGCCAUCAUGUUUGGUCGUGCCAUUGCGAAUCAAGUUUCAGCUUUCGAUGAAGGCCCAUUCUACUACGUCGUCAUCAUGUUUGCCUUUGCUUCCGGCGCCGUCUUGCAGCGCGUUAGCGAGCACUUCUUCCCAAACAGGGGAGGUAGCGUUAUUGCACUUCCCGUGGCCGCGUUGUUGCUUAUUGCCGAAGUCAUUGAAGUUCACAUGCCCUCCGAACAAGAUUGGACAGUGGCCGGCGUCUCACACUUGUUCGGCGUCGUGGCUUCUGCCUGCAGCACUGGACGAAUGGGAACCCACACAACCAUGGUUACCGGUCACAUGCUAAGUUUGGCAAACCACCUCUCCAACCUCAUGCUGACUGGCAGUCUGACGGCGCAGGACACAUGGAAAGCGAUCAUGGCUGUGAUGAUCCUUGUUGGCACGCUGGCCGGCGCCAUUCUUGGUGCCUUCAUGGUGGCAAUGGUCAACCUAAAGGUCCUUCUCAUGCCAGUCCCUGUCGUGCUGUACAUCCUUCUCUGGAUGCAUGAUCACCUUGCCAAGCCACGGUCGAUCAUCAAGAAGGUGCAGCACAGGAUGCGUGAAUCAGACGAGAAGGCGGCAGUCGAGAGCGGAACGCCGGAGCAGGAGACAUCAUCUUCUGAUGGCGAGAGCAGCGAUGCUGGCCUUGGGGUCUAG
Molecule: messenger RNA, 765 nt
Organism: Symbiodinium sp. CCMP2592
Lineage: Eukaryota; Dinophyceae; Suessiales; Symbiodiniaceae
Source: the annotation of a GenBank genome assembly